AUGGCCUCGCUGUUCGGCAGCCUCCCUUCGGCGGCAAUGCGCAACCACGGCCGCAGCACGGCGCUCGUGAGCUCGACCGGCAGCGGCAAUGAGCGCGCGCUGCAGUGGGUCUUCGACGACGAGACCAACAACUGCAUGCACUGCAAUACCCCCUUCACGGUCAUCACGCGCAAGCAUCACUGUCGUCGCUGCGGGAACGUUGUGUGCCACAACUGCUCGCCGCACAAGCGCCGCAUCUCGUCCACGGACCCCUUUCCCAUGCGCGUCUGCAACACGUGCUAUGCAGCGGUGGACGAGCACUUUGCGUCGCUGGAGUGGUCAGGUCACUCGUCGGCUGAGAUUCAGAGCAAGCCCGAUCCGGUGAUUGAAGGUCGGGUGCACAUCGGACAGCUGUAUGUGAAGGUGGUGGAGGCAAUCGGAUUACCGUCGACGGACUCAAUCACGAGUGACCCGUUCGUCAGGGUGAUGUUGACUGGCAAGUGGUCGCACGGACAGGAGUGGGGCAACGACCUGAAGAACAUCAAGUGCACCAAGAAAAAGUCGCGAACGCUCAACCCGCGCUGGCACGAAACGUUCGUCUUUAACGUGUGUGCCCCCGGAGCGGAGUUGGUGUUGGAGGUGUACAACUACGGCCAACUAAGUCAGCCAACGAAGCUAGGCGAGGCAACGAUCCCACUUUCGCAGAUCAUGGAUCAGCGUCGACACAACAAGUGGCUUGAUCUUCUGCUGCCGGAGAAGCUCCACCGCGCGGGACUCAAUAACGAUGCCCGAGCGGGUCGCAUUCACGUCCUGCUGCACUACAAGUUCUCGCGUAUGGCCGAGUUCUGCAGCUACUUCUCCUCGGAGCAAGACUACGUCUACGAAUGGCCGGAGUUUCAGGCGGCGCAGCUGUACAGCAACUUUUGGGUGUUGCUGGACAACCUCUGGCCGUAUCUGGAGGUGAUCUGGCAAAUACUUCCAACGCUCAACUGGGAGCAUCCGACGCAUUCGUUCAUGUGCUUCGCGCUGUGUGUGUGGCUCUGUCUCUCGCUGCAGUGGCUACCGGUUGUCAUCCACCUCGCGCUCAUCGCGUUCGUGCUCCGCAACUACUUCGAGCUCAACUUCCACUCGUUUGCUGCGGCAACCGACGGCAAGGAUCACCCAGGUAGUCCCAAUGUCAAUUUGGACAAUGACAUGAGCAACGGCUCGUUCCGCCAGUACAACCUGCCUUCCGGAUUCAACCACCUCAUGAACAAGAUGACCCACGUAACCAUUGACCAAGAGACGAAGCGAACGCUGCAGUCCGUGCAGAACAAUAUGGCUUGGUGGUCGAGCAUCAUCAACAGCCUCGAGCUCAUGUUCUCGUGGGAAGACACGUUCUACACGGCGCGCAUCCUUCUCUACCUCAUCGUGAGCUGUGUGCUGCACAUCGUGAUCCCCAACAAGUACCUGCUGCUGGCCUUCGUCGUCUACCUCUUCGUGCAGUGGACCGUGCCGUUCAUGUGGUUCACGCACUUCAUCUACGCCAUCCGCCAGUCCAUCCGCUCAUUGGUGCAUCAACACCGUCUCCGGAGCUCGAUGGCGCAGGCGGAUUUGAACGCGAGGCUGCCUGGCGUUGGUCUGGGUGGUGGUCUCAGUCUGAACGACCCACCGCGAGGCAUGCGCCGCACGGUCUCCAACGCCAGUGCCCGUGCUCACGCCCGCGUGUCCAAGAAGGAGGAGGCCUUCGGUGCCGCUGCGUCCGCCAUCUCCGAGCGAUUCGUCGUCUCAGGCGAACCAGCCCUGCGCAAGCGGCAGUGA
Phytophthora sojae is the source of this 1779-nucleotide messenger RNA. RefSeq lists its product as hypothetical. Gene Ontology annotation, molecular function: metal ion binding. The transcript is spliced from 4 exons. The coding region runs from base 1 to 1779 and encodes 592 amino acids. NCBI's taxonomy places the organism in Eukaryota, Oomycota, Peronosporomycetes, Peronosporales, Peronosporaceae. The record is from RefSeq and is a predicted model, not a curated record.